AUGUUUAGGUUUACUUCUACCCUGAGAAACGUUGUACGUAUUCAAGCAAGAUUUUACAGACGAAGAAGACUACCCACUGGAACUCACAUUCCAGCUCUACAACAGAAUGGAUUACUACGAGACGCAGGUGAAAUCAGUCUCAAAGCCAAAGACUCUCAUGAAACUGAGGAAAAUUUGAAAAAGAUGGGUUUCGAGGAAUGGAACUCCAACAAGUAUAUGGAGGAAUUAAUAUUACAGUACCUAAAACAUGCGAAUUCAGGUGUCAGGCAAAGCGCUAAGAACCUCUCAAAUCUGAGUAAGGAAUUGAAAACGGAUACAUUAGGACCAAAUGAACGAUUGCAAAUUUUAUUUGACUAUCUGUUGAAAGAGUGUGAAAUUGAAAUUAAAAUGCUGAAUCAAUUGGGACCAGAUCAAUUAAAGAAAUCAAAAGAAGUGAAGGAUAAGCCAUCAGAUCUCCCGAUUGAAACUCCGGAACAGUUAGAAGAUGCUGUGUUCUCUGAUUUAUUUGAUUCUGCUGAAAAUAGUCAGAACUAUUUAAACCACACGGAUCUCGUCUACCAAAUCCUUACAGAUCUUAACGAUAGAAAGUCACAAGGCCUAAGCGUACUUACGUUAGAACAAUUGGUACAGGUAUUCGAAUUGGCUAAGUUAAUAGGCAUUGAAGGAAGACGUAAAAGAGGUAUAUUUUUAGCAGGUAAUCUGUUGUAUUCCUUGGGGACUGUUAGAAUGGACCCGGUUAAUGAAUCAUUCUACAUAGAUUCCUUGGUAAACUACGGGUUUUAUAAAAGAGCUUUCGAGCUCUUUGAAAGUAACAGAGUCAAAGUUGAUGAACGGUGGUGGUACGAACUAGGUAUGAUGGUGGCUUUGAGAGCAAAUUAUUUGAAUAAAUUUGAUAAAUUAUUCAUAGCUACUGAUCUUCGGUUUGGAAUGUAUCCUUAUGUUUCCACACAAGUUCUCAGAUUAGCGGUGAGGCGUAAAUUGCUCAUAGGUGAUAUCAAAAGUGCUAAUAGACUUACCGACAGGUUCUUAGAAAUGGUUUCAGUUUACGGAUGUAAAAGAUUUGAUGAAGCUCCUGGUAAUGAUGGUAAGCAGAUGAUUAAUUUUACCACAGAGGAUCAAGCUGAUGAAUUUUUAAAUGAAAUGACACCCCCAAGUGAUUAUGAUUUUAUUACAUUGAUUGAAUAUCAUCUUUUCAGGAAGAACAUUCAUACUGCAAUGAAAUUGGUGGCGAAAUACUUAGAGACAGACGGUAUCACAGAUGAAAAUUACAGAUUCCUCAUCGUUCAAUUGAAGUUCAAUCUGCUGCAAAGUUUUGAGCAGUUGAGAAACUCCUUGGGCCCUCAUUUAAAUCCUACUACAGUGCAAGAAAAGUUAGAUGAACUACAAAAAUCGUUUGAUGAAGUGAGAAAGGAGCAUGAUAUAGAUAUCAGUUUUAGUCAAGAACUAUUGUUCAACAACGUUGCAUCCCUGGCAUCUUUUCCCGAGCUGACCAAAGUAAUGGAGGAUUUUGUGAGGAAAAGGGCAACCGCUGAUGAGGAUUUGUCACCAUCAAAGAAAUUCCAUGCAUUGUUAAAAAUUCUUCUGGCUACAGGAAAGGAAAAGGAAGCAUUUUUCCUAUUAUUCAAGAUGGAGGAGGCUUUGUUGAAAUCUAGGAAUUCCCCAGAGUUGGAAGGAGCACAAUUUUAUCCAGAAGUGCAGCCUCAUCACUAUGCAGUCUUUGUGGAAUAUUUUACUUUAUCCAAGGAUCGUUUCCCAAAGUCUAUGCACAGUGAUUUGGAGAAAAAAGUUCAGAGAAUUGUGGAAAGGAUGGAGAAUCAUGGUGUGCCUUAUAACUCCGUGCUUCUUGCAAAACUUUUGAUCUUUUACAGGGAUUUCAACAAUUUUAAUAAAUGUUUUGAAAUUAUAAAUCAAGUCAUGAAAGAAAAACUCGUUAAGCAAUUGGUUACAGAUUCAGGCCAUACUAGAUUCUAUAAUCGCAGAGAUGUAACCAGGCCACUUUAUGUGGAGAUGUGGAGAGCCUAUGGUAAAUAUUACAAAAUAUUCAAUAAGGAAUUGGAAAGGGUUGAGAAGAAAUCUAAUUAUUCAGGUUGGAAGACCCAGGUUGCCAAGAUUAUUAAGAGAACCCGAGUGCAUCCUGAAUUUCCAGUAAGGACCCUGUUUACUGCAAUGAUCCAACUGGACAAUGUGUUACCCGAUACUAAGAUGUACUAUAUGAUAUUAACAACUCUAAUGCGCAGCAGGGACUGGGCAAUCGUUCCCGGAGUACUAUGCACGAUGACUGAAUUACAUGGAUUCCCCCUUGAAACCCAAUUCAUUGUGUAUGUGACAAAGGGUCUUGAAAAGGAGUUAUUAGUGGUAAUCAGUAAGAAACAUCAAGCAGACGGCAAAAGCGUUGAGGAAUCUAAUGCACAAGCGAUGGCAAAAGUCAAGGAACUAAAGCUUCGUGGAUUGAUUUUAACCCCUCGAAUGGACCACCAGUAUAGUGUUGAUGAUUUGCUUCCACAAAUAUUAAUGUUGCUUAAAUUUAAAAAUCCUCAAGAUAUUCAAUUCAAUGACGUUUAUGGAGCAAUGAAUGAAUUGAAAAUAGAAAAGGACAAUCUUUCGGAAUUGAUAAACCGUGUAAAUAGUGAAAUUUUAUAA
Zygosaccharomyces rouxii is the source of this 2640-nucleotide messenger RNA. RefSeq names its product Sov1p (gene SOV1). The record is from RefSeq and is a predicted model, not a curated record. The transcript has a single exon. Lineage: Eukaryota; Fungi; Ascomycota; Saccharomycetes; Saccharomycetales; Saccharomycetaceae. The coding region runs from base 1 to 2640 and encodes 879 amino acids.